Poecilia latipinna (sailfin molly) is the source of this 2243-nucleotide messenger RNA. RefSeq names its product LysM, putative peptidoglycan-binding, domain containing 1 (gene lysmd1). The record is from RefSeq and is a predicted model, not a curated record. The coding region runs from base 78 to 722 and encodes 214 amino acids. The transcript has 4 exons. NCBI's taxonomy places the organism in Eukaryota, Metazoa, Chordata, Actinopteri, Cyprinodontiformes, Poeciliidae.
AGCCAUGGCAACACACAGCUGCUGCCUGCGUGAGAUAGAUAAAUAUUGUUUCUUACGGGUUCAGAGCAACUUUUCAAAUGUUAUAUAGGCAGCGACCGUCGUUGCCAUUCGGGGGAGGCGGCCUGCUUCGCGGAAGCCGAACAAGAUCGUAUGGCAGCUUAACUCGCUCUUCGCUUUCUCCGGUUCGCCAGAAACUCAUUGAACACACAGUUAAACCAGGGGAGACACUUCAGGGUCUGGCUUUAAAGUAUGGCGUGACUGUCGAGCUAAUCAAAAGAGCAAACAGACUGUAUACCAACGACUCAAUAUACCUGAAGAAAUCCUUGUCAAUCCCAGUCCUAUCAGACUUGAAUGACCACAGCAAUGGGGUAGAUUCGUCUGAGGAAGACCAUAAAGAAGGAAAGGCAAACUGUGAUACAGAGGAUUAUAGAGAACCUGCAUCAGACCUUACUCCUGGAGAUUUUUUGAAAAGACUGGAUAACUCGAUCAGCCAGUCUAAGGAGGCUGCAGCCAGAGGAUGCAAAGAUGCAGAGAAACGUGUUGCAGCCCUAGAAGCCGCUUGCUCAAGCACAACUUCAGACUGGCGUCCGUUAACAAGGUCACAGAGUGUUAUUUCAUCAUCAAGAUUUCAGCAGCAAGCCCAACUUGUGGCAGUCCCCCUCACUACCACUAAGCUCACCAAGAAGCUGAAAGAAAGGGAAGAUGAGAUCUUUGAACUGUGACAUAAUUUUCUUUAAUGUCUUUCUGAUGAUUAAAAAACACUAGAGACACAUAGUGAAGGGACUAGACUGCAGGUCAAGACAUUAAAGAAAGGUGAAAGAUCUCUACUAAUAGUGCUGCUUUGUAAAAUUUGAAAACCCUUUUACUUAGUCAUUAACUAAAAUUUGUUGUAGAAAUGUUGUAAAAAUUGCACAUAUUUAUUUGUGGGAAACUGCAGUUUGUAUGAAAAGUAUUUUUGUCUGUAUCUGUUUGGCUUGUUCCUACAGAGAAUAGGGACAUGAGGAUUUUGUCACAUGAUGGUUCAGUCAUAUGUCUGCAUAUGGAAACGUAGCAUUUCCCACUCCUUAUCAUUUACCCAGGGAAUGCAAAUACUCAUUCACUGUAGCAAUAAGAGCACAAACAGGUUGACAUUGUAUGUUGGUAACACAAAAAAAGAGACAAAACACAGAAAUAUGUUUUUAGGCUAUUUUUAACAGCGUCUUUUAUUAUUUGCUAGGACUUUGUUUUUCAUUUUGUUAUUUUAUGUGAUUCAAUGUUUAAUAAACUAAUAUUUAAUCCUGCAUUACUGGAACAUUUACAGUUUUGGUGCUUCUGUGAAAUUUUACCUAUUACAAAAAUGAAAAACUUCACAUAGCCAGAAGAGACAGUUCCUUACAAAAGUAUGAAUACAUCUUGAACUUUUUUCACUUUUUAUCAUGUUUCAAAUGCAAACUUAUUUUUUUUAUCAUGAUUUUAGGUUAUAGGCCAACACAAAGUAGUUCACAAGCUUUCAAUAAGAAUUUGACAAUAAAGCAAUAUCACAGGGUUUGCAUAUCUCACUGGCCACUCUUCAAUAUAUCAAUUAAUACCAUUAAUACCACAAAGGCAAACCUACAGAGAUGUUGCAAUACCCCUUAAUUGACCAUCUGGUUCAGGCGAGCAUGCAUGUGUGGCAGUAUCAUUCUGAGGGGAUGUUUUUCUCUGACAUAAAUCGGAGUUGAUGGGAAGCAGGAUCUAGCUGUGGAAGGAAAAAAAAAAAUUCUCCAGCAAAGAAAUGUUUAUAAAAAGUAUUGAGUCAGGGGUCCUGCAUACAAAUAUAUGGCAUACUUUUCAUUUUUUGAAACAUUUUGAAAGCAAAUCAUUCACUUAGUCACUGAGUACAACUUUGUGUGUAUCUAUAACCAAAGACUUCAUGACAAGAUUGUUGUAACAUUAUGAUAGGUGAAAAAUGUCAGUAGGGGUGAAUACUUUCCCAUUGUCAAUUUUCCAGUUUUAUCAAAUGUUGUUUGUAUAGUCAAUGGCAGCAAUACAAAUAACUGUUCCUGUAAUUGUUAUGAGGUUAUUUCCCUUUUUUACUUGUAUGUCCAUUUCCAUAUUUCAGUAAGCAGUGCACUGUUGCUGUAGAAUCACAGGUUAACCACCAGAUGGCGGUGUUGCAGCACAGUGGCAUCUCCAUCCAUUUUUGUAGGACUCUUCAACUGCUGUUUCAUUUUUCUUACACAAUUGUACACAGCCCUUAGGUCUCAGUAAAAAAAAAAAAAAAA